ACAAGGCUCUACUUCCUACCUUAACCUAUGCCCAGGGACUUAACAAUGCCCUCAAAAUAAACUCAACCAAAAACCCAAGGGGGUAGAUGAGGAACUACUAUCCAAUCUCAUGUUCCUAGAGAUAGGGUCCAAUCUCAAUCUCAGAGUCUUCUUAACAUCCUCAAUAAUAAUCUGAGCAGAUCUGCAUAUGUUAGUAUGCAACCGUGAGUUUCUCUCCUUCCAGACCAUAUAAAUAACCGCUUGAAAGGCCAGCUUAAUGAUAAGAAGGGUGUUUGUGUCUGAUGUGGGUGCCUUCAACCAUCUGAGACAAUCCUCAAGCAGAGCAGGAGGCGACAGGUGGAGGCGGGAGCAGAAAUAAUUUCAUAUUUCAGCACUGGUUCUUGAGUUGUCCAUGGAGAGAGAAGAAUGCAGCAGUAGCGAAUCCGGCUGGACUACGUAUAUUUCUUCACCUAUGGAGGAUGACGAGGAAGAGGUAACUGAUGAGGUGUACUAUGAAGGGCAUAUCACCGGAAACGAUAAAAGAAAGCAUGUCAACGACUACGAAAACAACAAAGACAGCGACGAUUCAAUGGCUUCCGAUGCUUCUUCCGGGCCAAGUUAUCCCCAAACGAGCAAUAGAGGGAGAAGCAGAGAAUGUAUUGUUUUAAGGAAUGGGAAAAGUGAAAGUAAGAGUAAGAGUAAUGAGGAUUAUGACCAUAAACAUAAUGCUAAGAAUAGUGGUAAUUAUAAAUGUAGGAUACAAGAGAAGAAAAAGAGUGAAAGUAAAAGUAAGCAUUUUAAAAAGAAGUAAGUUCUAUCUUGAAGUUGUUUGUGUGUAGAUUGGAUUGUUAAUUUCCAUUUUUAUGUUGGGGUUUUUUGAUGCCUCAG
This is a messenger RNA of Brassica oleracea var. oleracea, 867 nucleotides long. RefSeq lists its product as uncharacterized. The transcript has 2 exons. Gene Ontology annotation, biological process: cytokinin biosynthetic process. Bases 392 to 790 code for a protein of 132 amino acids. Lineage: Eukaryota; Viridiplantae; Streptophyta; Magnoliopsida; Brassicales; Brassicaceae. The record is from RefSeq and is a predicted model, not a curated record.